Molecule: messenger RNA, 1528 nt
Organism: Oryzias melastigma (Indian medaka)
Lineage: Eukaryota; Metazoa; Chordata; Actinopteri; Beloniformes; Adrianichthyidae
Product: ion channel TACAN
Exons: 12
Coding region: 130-1143 (337 amino acids)
Biological process (GO): fat cell differentiation
Cellular component (GO): membrane
Source: RefSeq, a predicted model, not a curated record
AAUAAACUGUUGAUAGAGAUACGAUAUUCACGCUGACAAUGCUUCAACAUAGCUUUUCACGCCCUUUCAUGCUGCAAAAACAAUGAACUGUUCAACUAAUUUGUAACAGUUUGCCGUAAACUAAGGAAAAUGUCUCAAGAUUUAGCAGACGUUGUGAAUGAGUGGACAGGUCUGGAGGAAGAGUAUCAGCACCUUCAGGACACACAUAAGAGAUAUUUGCAAAAACUGGAUGAAAUCUCCAAACUUCAAAACAACUGUUCUUCAUCUAUUGCCCGUCAGCGUAAAAAACUCAAGGAGUUGUCUCGCCAAAUAAAAAAGAAAAAGCUUUCACAAGAAGAUGCAAACACAUUGGCUGAAAUCAAAGACAAACUCAAGACCAGACAAAAUGUUUUCACUGAAAUGGAGGCAUUUCUUCCCAAGAAAAAUGGAUUGUACCUUAGUUUGGUUCUUGGAAACGUCAACGUGACUCUUUUGAGCAAACAGUCAAAGUUUGCCUACAAAGAUGAAUAUGAGAAGUUUAAGCUGUACCUUACUGUCAUCCUGCUGCUGCUCUCCUUUAUAUGCUAUGGUUUUGUGAGCUACAGAUUUCUUGAUGCAAUCCUCAAUUUCCUGCUGGUUUGGUUCUAUUGUACAUUAACCAUCAGGGAAAGUAUCCUCAUUACAAAUGGCUCCAGGAUCAAAGGAUGGUGGGUUUUCCAUCAUUACAUCUCUGCCUUUUUGUCUGGUGUAAUGCUAACAUGGCCCGAUGGGAACCUCUACAAGAUGUUCAGAGGCCAGUUUCUAGCCUACUGCUUGUAUCAAAGUUUUGUUCAGUGUCUGCAGUAUUAUUAUCAGAGUGGAUGUCUGUACAGACUACGAACCCUUGGAGAAAGACACAACAUGGAUCUGACCGUAGAGGGUUUCCAGUCUUGGAUGUGGAAGGGACUGACGUUUCUUUUGCCCUUCCUGUUUUUCGGUCAUUUUUGGCAGCUUUUCAAUGGCCUGUGUCUGUUCAGGAUGGCUCGACUCCCAGACUGCAAAGAAUGGCAGGUCCUGGUCUGUGGGCUCUGCUUCCUUAUUCUCUUCAUGGGGAAUUUCUUCACCACUCUUGCUGUCGUUCGUCAAAAAUCCAAGAAGAGAAAUCAGAAAUCAAAGAGUCUGUGAUGAAAAAUGAUCAUCUAUGUUCUUGUAGCAAUUCAUUUCAAAGGAAGUAGAGUCAAGUUCUUUGUUAUUAAAUACAUAGUAUAAGUCUUGAUUUAUCUAACAUUAACUUUAAGAUUACAAUUUAUGAAUACAUGUAGGGAUACAUUUGUAAAGUAUAACUAAUGACAAUUUAAGGUUUAACUUUGAAACUUUUGUGCUUAAUAUCAGGGCUUGGGGAAAAAUAUCUCCACAGUAAUUAUAUGUGGUGAAUUACUUUUAUUGUAAUCUAUUUUAAUGCUGAAAAAAAUAAAAAAACAAACAAACUGUAAACCGCUUUAAAUUGUUUCUUAGUUCUGUACAAAUACAGCCGCUUUGCCUGUUUGAUAAUAAAUACUUUUUCUGAUGA